CUCUUCAAAAACCCCCGCGCACGGUCUCUAUAUAAGCAUCUAUCGCCAUGGUAGCAUGAUUUUUGUUUUCUCUUUUUAUUUUCCCUCACUUUUCUCUGCAUUAUUAUCAUGUCUCUCGGUCGUACUUGCACUUUGAACACUGGCGCCAAGAUCCCCACUGUCGGUUUGGGUACCUGGCUCUCCAAGCCCGAUGAGGUCCGUAAGGCUGUCUUGUGCGCUUUGCAGACUGGUUACAAGCACUUGGAUUGUGCUUACGUCUACGGCAACGAAGAUGAGGUUGGUCAAGGUAUCCGCCAGUCUGGCGUCAAGCGUGAAGAUAUCUUCGUCACCUCCAAGUUAUGGAACACCCACCACCGUCCCGAGUACGUCAAGUCUGCUGUCAAGGCCUCCUUGUCUGCUCUCGGUCUUGAAUACCUUGAUCUGUACUUGAUUCACUGGCCGGUCAGCUUCACUCCUUCUGGCCCACCAUCGGAGACGCCGGACGUUCCCAGCAAGGAAUACUUGUUCCCACAAAAGGAUGGCAAGGUUGCCCUUGAAGAGGUUGACUUCUUGGAAACCUGGAAGGCCAUGGAAGCCCUUGUUGAUGAAGGUCUUGUCAAGGCUAUCGGUGUUUCCAACUUUGAUAUCCCCAAGCUUGAAUAUGUUUUGAAGGGUUGCCGCAUCCGACCUUCUGCUAACCAGGUCGAGCUCCACCCUGGCUUGCUCCAGCGCGACCUCCUUGAAUUCUGUGCCAAGGAGAACAUUCACAUCACCGCCUACUCGCCGUUGGGCAACAACAUCUACGGCAAGGAGCGUAUUGUCGAUAGCCCAGUCAUUGUCGAUAUCGCAAAGAAGUUGAACAAGUCCCCUGCUCAGAUCUGCAUUGCUUUUGCUGCUCAACGUGGUGUUUCCGUCAUCCCCAAGUCGGUCACUCCAUCGCGUAUUGCCGAUAACUUCCAGGACUUUGUCUUGGAGAAGGAGGACUUUGAUGCUGUUGCUACCCUUGGCGAGCGCAACAUCCGUUACAAUGACCCUGGUGUUGAAGAAUGGUUCUGCAAGAUUUUCUAAUUUUCCUGUAUAUUUUUAUUUAUUUGUAAUAUAAUAAAAAAAAGACGGAUAUUCGUAUCGUCGUUUUGUUGCAACUUGUAAAAA
Molecule: messenger RNA, 1131 nt
Organism: Zychaea mexicana
Lineage: Eukaryota; Fungi; Mucoromycota; Mucoromycetes; Mucorales; Lichtheimiaceae
Product: NADP-dependent oxidoreductase domain-containing protein
Exons: 8
Coding region: 109-1047 (312 amino acids)
Cellular component (GO): cytosol
Molecular function (GO): aldose reductase (NADPH) activity
Source: RefSeq, a predicted model, not a curated record